GCGUAAAGCCAUGGCCGGCAACCAAUUCCUCUCCAUCCUCGGCUGGUGGUUCGUCCCCACCGUCGUCGCGAAGCUGCAGUCGCUGCUCUACUCCAUCUUCAUCCGCGCCGGAGACGCGCACCCACCGCCCGGGAGUCCCAAAUUCAUACGACACCGCAAGAUCAUCCACGCCCUCGUCAUCGGCGCCUACCUAGUCUACACCAUCGUCGAGGCCGACUGGGAGCUGCAGCGCGCAGGCGACUUUUACACGGCGCUGGGCGCGGCGCCCGACGCCAGCGAGCGCGCCCUGCAGUCCAAGUUCCGCCGGCUGACGGUGCUGCACCAUCCGGACAAGAUCGCCGCGGCGGACGCCCGUCCCCAGGCCGAGCGCUACUACGUCUACCUCACGCUGGCGCGCGACACGCUCGUCGACCCCGCCAAGCGCUUCGCCUACGAUCGCUUCGGCCCCGACAUGCUGGCCUGGAAGCACUGCGUCUCGGUGCGCGACUUCGUCAUGCACGGCGUGCAGAGCGCGGCGCCGUCGUAUGCCGCCAGCGCCUUCGCCCUCGUCGUCCUCGGCAUGCUGGGCUACCUCGAGUGGGGGCGCUACUGGCGCUACCUCGCCUUCGCCGCCAUGCUCACGCUCGAAGCCUACGCACUAACGCGCCCAACCCUCCCCCUCCUAACCUCCGUCCUCAACCCCCUCCUCACACGCCUAACGACGCACGCGCCCCUCCUCCCCUACCAAGCCCUCGCCAUCGCGCGCAAAGGCACCUUCGCCUCCUUCAUCGCGCUCUCACAGCUGCAACCCCUCCUGCAAAACCCGAACAAGACGUCCCACGCCAGCGCGGCCGCCGAGGCUGCCGCCCACCACGAGCAGCUGACGCGGCUGGGCGUGCUGGCGCGCGGCGCGGACGUCGCGGCCGCGAACCUGCUUGCGCUCGAGACAAUGCCGUUUGCGGGCGAUAAGGCGAGGGAGCGGGAUCUCGCUGCGAGGCUCAAGGAUUGGUUGGUCCAGAAUAGUGUGAGGAGUGAUCCAGUUGUGAGGGAUGCGUUGGGGCGCGCGGUGAGGAGGCGGAGGGAGGCGCCUGCGGGGGCGAGGGGGACGACGUAGGGGUGUGGUGUAGGGUAGGCUUUUGUGUUUUUUUUUUUUUUUUUUUUUUU
Messenger RNA from Aplosporella prunicola CBS 121167, 1143 nucleotides. RefSeq lists its product as uncharacterized. Bases 11 to 1093 code for a protein of 360 amino acids. The transcript has 2 exons. Lineage: Eukaryota; Fungi; Ascomycota; Dothideomycetes; Botryosphaeriales; Aplosporellaceae. The record is from RefSeq and is a predicted model, not a curated record. Gene Ontology annotation, biological process: cristae formation.